Molecule: messenger RNA, 723 nt
Organism: Penicillium canescens
Lineage: Eukaryota; Fungi; Ascomycota; Eurotiomycetes; Eurotiales; Aspergillaceae
Exons: 3
Coding region: 1-723 (240 amino acids)
Biological process (GO): carbohydrate transport; transmembrane transport
Cellular component (GO): membrane
Molecular function (GO): carbohydrate:proton symporter activity
Source: RefSeq, a predicted model, not a curated record
AUGCCCAUCUAUAAACGCACUCAGGUAGCUGUGGGCCUGAUGUUCUUCCAACAGUUUGUUGGUAUUAAUGCUCUCAUUUAUUACUCGCCGACCUUGUUCGAAACAAUGGGCCUGGACUACGAGAUGCAACUGACCAUGUCAGGUGUGAUGAAUAUUUGCCAAGUUGUCGCCUGUGUCUGGUCUCUUUGGGGCAUGGACCGCUUCGGCCGCCGCAAGCUUCUUUUGGGUGGCGCGGUGUGCAUGUUCCUGGCGCAUUUUAUCAUUUCCAUUCUAGUCGGAAAAUACAACGGAAAAUGGACUGAACAUACUGCCGCUGGCUGGGCCAGUGCGGCUUUGAUUCUCUUCUUUAUGUUGUCGUUCGGAGCCACCUGGGGUCCUAUCCCGUGGGCAAUGCCUGCGGAAAUCUUCCCUUCUUCGCUUCGUGCCAAAGGAUGCGCUUUUGGCACCAUGUCUAAUUGGGGCAACAACUUCAUAAUUGGGUUGAUUACACCUCCAAUGCUCCAGAACAUUGGUUUUGGUACUUAUGUCUUCUUUUGCUGCUUUAGCGCUCUAUCUGGGAUAUGGGUAUAUUUCCUUGUCCCUGAGACCGCCGGUCGUACUCUGGAGCAGAUGGAUGCUGUGUUCAAAGAUAAGUUCACUGUUGAGGAAGCUGAAAGCCGUGCUGCAAUUCUUUCCAGACUCGUGGAACAGUCUAUGGAACGGCCUGCCACUCAACAGACAUGA